UGUUUAUUUACGUCCCUGCUCUUACACGCGCCCCGUGACUUCCUCAGGGGUGGUUUCUUAGAAAUCACCGGCUUGCAUUUUCGACCCGGGAAGUAGCCAGCAGGAGGCAGAAAAGCGUCACAGACGGAGGUAAAGUUGUAAAUAGGAACUGCUAAGAAAUAGCAGAGCGCGCGAGCACGCAGGUAUCCCCCAGGGAGACACCCAUGCAGCCUGAGAUGUCCCGGUUCUUGCCCGGAUUCUAGUGGCCGCGAGUUCCCCGGGCUUCUUAGAGAGGAUUGUGCAACGCGAAGCUGCUGAUGGGUCUGCGCAGGUGGCCCGUCUGGCGGCUGCCGCUGCUGCUGCUGGGAUCUGCUUCCUUCCUGCUGGGGGGCUGCGCAGGCUCCUCCUCGCACUCCUUGCGCUAUUUCUACACGAGGGUGUCUGAGCCUGGCCAGGGGCUUCCCCAGUUCACCGCUCAGGGGUCCGUUGAUGACCACAUCUUCAUUCAGUACGACAGUGACAGGAAAAGAGCCCUUCCUCAGGUGCCCUGGGUCCAGAAGGUGGGGCAGGACUACCCCCAUUACUGGGACAAUAUGACCCAGAUCUUUCGGGACGCUGAGGAAGUCUUCCGAGUCGUUCUGGAGAGUGUGCAGCGUGACCACAAGCAGAGCACAGGCCUGCAUACCUGGCAGGUCAGGUACGGCUGCGAGCUGAGCCAAGAGGGGCGCCAAGGAGCGUAUGAGCAGGAAGCCUACGAUGGGACGGUCUACCCCGACCUUGACCUGGAGUCUCUCUCCUGGAUGGCAGUCGAGAGAGGAGCCCAAGUGAGCCAGACUGGAAACCAGACUGUCUCUGUGAUGGCUUACGUGGGAAAGGAGGACUGCAUUGCGUGGCUGCGGAGAUACCUGGACUACGGGAAGGAGGCUCUGCUGAGGACAGAGCCUCCCGUCGUGAAGGUGACAAGUAAGGAGGACUCCAAAGGCCCGGCCACCCUCGUCUGCCGAGUUUACGGCUUCUACCCGAAGGAGAUCAAUGCCUAUUGGAGGAAAAACGGAGAGGCCUGGGUGCAGGAUACCUUCCGCAGAGUUGCCGCCCCCAAUUCGGACGGGACCUACCAUGCCGUGCUCAGUAUUAAAACCAGCCCCAAGGAGAGGAAACAUUUCCAGUGCCACGUGGAGCACGAAGCCCUCCCCAAACACCUGGAUGUGGCCUGGCAGGAGCCUGCGUUUGACAGCUGGCUUCUAAUUCUAUGCAUUGUGGGGGCUGUAGUCCUUGUUGUCGGCAUCUCCGUGGGCAUCAAGAUGUGGCAAAGACACUAAGCUGUGCCAAGUAUGUGGCCUGGAAGAGCAGCAGAAACAGAGGAACCUCUCUGACAU
Podarcis raffonei (Aeolian wall lizard) is the source of this 1355-nucleotide messenger RNA. Its product is annotated as DLA class I histocompatibility antigen, A9/A9 alpha chain-like. The transcript has 7 exons. The record is from RefSeq and is a predicted model, not a curated record. Lineage: Eukaryota; Metazoa; Chordata; Lepidosauria; Squamata; Lacertidae. Gene Ontology annotation, cellular component: external side of plasma membrane. Gene Ontology annotation, biological process: immune response. Bases 297 to 1298 code for a protein of 333 amino acids.